Molecule: messenger RNA, 597 nt
Organism: Nicrophorus vespilloides
Lineage: Eukaryota; Metazoa; Arthropoda; Insecta; Coleoptera; Silphidae
Gene: Gpa2
Biological process (GO): cell surface receptor signaling pathway
Molecular function (GO): hormone receptor binding
Source: RefSeq, a predicted model, not a curated record
AAUGCUGCUGGUCUGGUGGUACCUGGUGGCCGCCUUCUCCGUCACCGACGCGCUCCUCCUUCAACCGAUGACCGCCGCAGCCGUCGCCAAGGAGACCUGGCAAAAGCCCGGCUGUCACAAGAUCGGACACACCAGGAAGAUCAGCAUACCGAACUGCAUCGAAAUCAAGAUUACGACGAACGCGUGUCGCGGUUACUGCGAGAGUUGGGCCGUCCCGUCGUCGACGAACAUCUCCUGGACGCAACCCGUGACCUCGGUCGGUGAAUGCUGCAACAUCAUGGACAGCGAACUGCAGGAGGUGCAGGUGUUCUGCGUCGAAGGCGUCCGCACCCUCACCUUUAAAAGCGCCAUCUCUUGUUCAUGCUACCAUUGCAGAAAGUAUUAAACAAAAUGAAAGAAUUAUCCGAAGAAAACAAAAAAAUAACGACAAAACAACAAAAUGAAGAACGAACAAACGGUUCAUUUUCCAGAGUAAAUUAUUGUUUUUUUUUUGAAUUGAAAACUCGUAGGCUUUGCUGGUAACCAUGGAUACAAAAUAGAUAAAUUAGAGAGACAUGACAGGUCACGGUGUUGUUAGGGAAACUUGUAAAUUGAGGU